CCACCAUCCGUGAAAUCCUGGCUCUCCCACUAAAUGAAUUUCUUAUUUUAUUUACGAUUAUACCAUGUGAUUUGUAUGGUGCAUCGAUAAUCGUUAUUGAUUGUAAAUUGUAAUCUCCCCAACUCAAUUGUGCAGAAGUGGCUGCCGCCGCAUAAUCCGACAAUUUACCUUCACUACUUUGGUGACUCCGACAGUUUCUUCUUUUCUCUCUCAUCAUUCUUGCUUCAAAAAGAUGGACUCCAUGGUUUUCACUUCAUCUUAUGUAACUAAAUCAUGCUUUCUAAAGAGCAAAGCAAAGGGUGGAAAUGUUAAAUUUUAUGUUCGUAGCUCAAUUGCUUCAGCCCCAAUGAACUUGCAAUUUUCCGAGAAGAAUAAUGUGCAGAAAAGUGUACGAAUUGGUGUUCUUGGUGCUAGUGGAUAUACUGGUUCAGAGAUUGUCCGUCUGCUCGCCAAUCACCCAUAUUUUGGUAUUGCUUUGAUGAUUGCCGAUCGAAAGGCUGGGCAAUCAAUUGCUUCAGUAUUCCCACAUCUGGUCACCCAAAACUUGCCGAAUUUGCUUGCUGUCAACGAUGUUGACUUUUCAAAAGUUGAUGCCGUGUUUUGUUGUUUGCCCCAUGGUACAACACAGGAUAUAAUUAAAGCUCUUCCUCACUCGCUAAAAGUUGUUGAUCUUUCUGCGUUUCAGGACUUCCGACUGCGAGAUAUUGCUGAGUAUGAGUAAUGGUAUGGUCAGCCUCAUAGGGCACCGGAAUUACAGAAAGAAGUCGUAUAUGGUUUAACAGAAAUAUUAAGGCAAGAAAUUCAGAAUGCUCGGCUAGUUCCCAACCCGGGUUGUUACCCAACAACGAUUCAACUGCCUCUUGUUCCCCUGUUAAAGGUUAGUUUUUCCUAUUUAUGCUUCUAAUGAUUUACUUUUACCUUUUUAAGAGUUUGGUUCCUGUAUAUAUUUGUAGAUUGUAAGUGAGAUUUAAGUAAUAAGGGACUUUGAGUUGUAAUUUUGUGUAACAUUACUUAUGUAUUUCAGCUUCAGGCUAUUAAUUUAGAUGUCGAAGAUUGACAUGUUUUGAAAUAGUAUGCAGCAUGUUUGUAUCUAGGUGGGGCAUAUGUUUCAAAGUUUAGAUUUUAAGAAAUUUACAAAUUAUCAUAGUAAUACACUAAUACGUAAUGCUUCAAACAUGUUAUGUGAGAGAUUCAUGUUAAAAUCAGGUUUUUUUUAUGACAUCAAUUUCAGUGGAGGUUAUUUGGAGUUUUUGCUUAACCCCCCCCCCCCCCCCCCUCCCCCUCCCAGGUUCUUUUUGUUUGGGGGUUUUUCUUUAUAGUUAAAUGGUGAAAGUGAAUAGUUGAAAAGACUGUGCAGGAGCAGACACUCUAUCCAUUUUUUGAACUCUUAGGAGAUGAAAACUGAUUAAAUUUUAUAUUCACACCCCCUAAAUUAAAGGAGCUACGGGUGAGGUUUUGGUCAAUUCGUGAACUAUGGACAAUGGUGAUUGGUGAACCAAAAGUACAUGUGUGCAUAGGCAAAAGAACAUGACAUUGAGACAAAAUUACAUACAAUAUAUUAUUUCACUUUUUUGUUUUUAAAAAAUAAUAUAUUAUUUCACUUUUCACGUAACUGAAUGUUCUUUUAGCCAUGUACUUGUGUUUUUAAGGUGCACCAUUGUCCACCAUCUAAAUUACGGGUUUUGGUAGAUGAAGAUCGAAGAAGAUAUUAUUAGUCUACCCGACUUAGUCUCCAAAGCAAGAGCAAGGAGGCCUAUUUGUGAGAGGGUCGAAAAAGCGCGAGGCUAAUGCGUGACCUUGUCCCUCGUGGGUGUGACGAUUCUUUUUAUUCAAUCAAGUGUAAUUGGAUUUCCUGUGAGUAUACACCCAAUUGACUAGUAAUAUAGGAGUCGCCAUUCAGUUUUUAACGACAAUGAGAAAAACUGACAAAACCCGGUUAUCGUGACAUAAAGGGAGUGCAAUUAUGUUUGACCACGACGGCCGUAGGUUCCCUUGUGAUCCCUGGUGUGGGGAUCUCUCAAUAUACACCCGCAAGGUAGAGAUUGAGGGUUCGGGGGACUGUAACUACCGAGAGGAGUAAUUCGCUCGUCGAUAACUCCAGAGGCAUGAUAUCCUUACUAGCUCAGCAUAAAUAAUUGAAGGGACAUGCGUUAACUAUUAAACUAAUCUGAAUUGAUUUUAGCAAUAUGCAGUAUAUAAUACUAAUUCGAUCGUGAUUAUCUGAUUUAAUUAGCAUUAAGGGACCUAGCAUGAUAAUCCGAUUUCCUAAAAAUAUUAUAUUUAUUAGGCGUGAUAGAACAAUCAUAUUAGGUUAGUUUAACAGUUCAUAAAAAGGGCGAGGAAAGCAGUUAAAUCAUCGAAAAGGGACACAUUACGACGCACCCUUGAGAGGUGCGUCACGGUUCUCAGAAAACUAACCACUUUGACUUUGCUAUUUCUCCUUUUUAUUUAACGAAUCUCGAUUAUGGGACAGGAUACGUUCUGUUCGAUUUAUGGAUCGAUUGCGACAGAACGCGUGAACAGUUUCGCAGCGAGAGGCUUAGGCUAAGGGGUUCAGAGUCAAUACUCAGAAUAUAUUAUGUGUUGUUGUGUGUUGUUUCACGUCGAAACUAGGGGUCUAUUUAUAGGGAAGAGUUCGUGGAAAGAUAGAAUUGCAGAGUUCUAAUCCACAAAGAAUUAGGAAAAGAGACGUACCCAGGUAUUUUCAGCGCCCAGG
This is a messenger RNA of Spinacia oleracea (spinach), 2716 nucleotides long. Its product is annotated as probable N-acetyl-gamma-glutamyl-phosphate reductase, chloroplastic. The transcript is spliced from 7 exons. The record is from RefSeq and is a predicted model, not a curated record. Bases 233 to 721 code for a protein of 162 amino acids. Gene Ontology annotation, molecular function: NAD binding; oxidoreductase activity, acting on the aldehyde or oxo group of donors, NAD or NADP as acceptor. Lineage: Eukaryota; Viridiplantae; Streptophyta; Magnoliopsida; Caryophyllales; Amaranthaceae.